AUGAUAUCAGUCAAUCAUGUUGGGAUUAGAACGGGGUUAACGCUCCUUUUUAUCAUAUCAUUAGUAUUUGCUUUUACUACUGAAGAAAUUGAAAUAUUCAGGCUACAGAAAGAAGUAGCAAAAAAAUAUGGGAAGGAUAUGGACUUUUAUAAGUUUUUGAAACUAUCUAAGAUGAAAGAUUCUACCUCUAAGGAAAUUUCCAAAAACUUGCGUAAGUUAUCCAAAAAGUAUCAUCCAGAUAAGAACAAGAAAUAUAGAAAACUUUAUGAACGUCUAAAUUUAGCCACACAAAUUCUGGCAGAUGAUACUCGUAGAAAGACAUAUGACUAUUAUUUGAAGAAUGGGUUUCCAGAUUACGAUUUUUCUAAAGGUGGGUUUUUCUUUCGUAGAGUCCAGCCAAAGACAUACGUUUUGUUUAUGUUUAUAUAUUUAGCUGCAAGUGUAAUCCAUUAUGGUAUUAUGGUUAUUCAAGCGAAGGGUAAUACAAGAAGAAUUAAUGAAUUUAUUGAAAGUUGUAAGGAACAAGAUGAUACAAGUGGGUUAGGUGAAAAAUAUUUGUUAUACAAAACUUCUGCAGAUGAUCCUGGCAAGCAGGUACAAAUUCGUUUUGGUGAUGUCUUUAUUAUCGAAGCUGAUGGCUCUCGCGCCUUAGUUACCCCAGAUAGUAUCCCAGCUCCUCAAGUUAAAGAUUGUAUGUUUUUUACCUUCCCAUACUGGAUGUGGUAUAUUACUAUUGGUAGAUUUUUUGAUACUGCAAAAUAUGGCAAGAAAUUGGGUAAGGCUUCGAAAUCAGAUGAAGCAAAAGUUAAAUCAAAUAAGAAAGGUAAGAAGAAAACUACAUAA
Messenger RNA from Henningerozyma blattae CBS 6284, 843 nucleotides. RefSeq names its product Erj5p (gene ERJ5). NCBI's taxonomy places the organism in Eukaryota, Fungi, Ascomycota, Saccharomycetes, Saccharomycetales, Saccharomycetaceae. The coding region runs from base 1 to 843 and encodes 280 amino acids. Gene Ontology annotation, cellular component: endomembrane system. The transcript has a single exon. The record is from RefSeq and is a predicted model, not a curated record.